CUAUCUGACAUUUUCCCCAUGGGAGGAUCAAAACAAGCAGGGAGGUGAAGCUUAGCACGACUGGGAGGCUCGCAUGGAGAUCAACAAGAAAGAGGAUAAAGGAGAAGAUGACACCGCAGGCCCUGAGGGGGAGAUGACAAAGGAGGAUGUUUCAGAGCCUGUUGAAGGCGACACGGUCCUGGGCUGCCGCGCUAGACUCUCUUCUCAUCAGCGGCCAGUGAUCCACCAGGUGGCCUCUGCACCCAUGCCCAGUGACUGUGAGUUCUCCUUCUUUGACCCCAGUGAGCCGCAAUGCAGGGAGGUUCUGUUGGAUCCCAGCACCACCAUACCAGAGCUGUUUGCUGUCCUCAGGCAAUGGGUGCCCCAGGUUCAGAAGAACAUUGACCUCAUCGGCAAUGAGAUCCUAAAGAGAGGCUGUGGUGUGAAUGAUCGAGACGGUCUGACAGAUAUGAGCCUCCUGCACUACUGCUGCAAGGCCGGAGCCCCAGGCAUUGGCGAUGCAGACACAGCAGCGAGCUUUGCUCGGCAGCUCCUCGCCCUGGGCGCGGAUCCAAACCUUCGUUCGCGGUGGACUAACAUGAGGGCUUUGCACUACGCUGCAUACUUCGAUGUGCCCCAGCUUAUCCGUGUGGUGCUGCAGGCAUCCCAGCCUGGAGAUGUUGAUGCCACCUGCAGCGACUUUGAUUUUGGCACAGCUCUGCACAUCGCCGCAUCCAACCUGUGCACAUCAGCUGUCAAGUGUCUCUUGGAACUGGGAGCCAAUCCUGCUUUCAGAAAUGAAAAAGGGCAGUGUCCAGCAGACGUGGUGCCUGAUCCCCUCGACAUGCCUCUGGACAUGGCUGAUGCAGCAGCCAUGGCCAAAGAGCUCCGGACUUUGCUGAGACAAGCAUUACCCAGCUCCCCUUUGCCCCUCACCCUGAAAGCCCAGUCCCUCCCUGCUCUCUCUGAUAAGGCCAGGAUACAGCUCGCCUCCAUGGGAAUCCGUCUAGGUGACCGUGUGAUUAUAGCUGCACAGAAGGUUGGAACUCUGCGGUUCUGCGGCAGCACAGAGUUCUCUGGUGGCCUGUGGGCCGGAGUGGAACUGGACAAACCAGAGGGGAAGAACGAUGGCUCGGUAGCAGGUGUUCAGUAUUUCAACUGUCGAAACAAACAUGGAAUUUUUGCUCCACUGUCCAAGAUAAGCAAACCUUUGGAAAGACAUAAAACCAGCACUACAAAGAAGUCUACACCCGUGCGUCCCCCUCGUCGCAUCGACCUGUCUCGGAUUACUUCCAAGAUUAACACAGGUUUGUCUCCUUCUGUUAAAAACACACCUGAUAAUCAAAAAAGUGCAUCUGGUCCUCAUCAAGACACAGAGGGCGACACCUCAAUCGUAAAGACAGGCGUCCUCUCCCGCUCUCUCUCCUCUUCGUCGUCUUCCCUGGACUCUCGACAGGGACCGGGCCCUCGACCCCGUCCGCUGCCCAGGCAACGGCUUCCUGCCAGGCAACGAAGGGAGCGUGUUUCCCCGAGUCCCAGAACAACACCUUCACCAGCCCUCCGCUCUUCUGCUGGCACCACAGCAGUUAAUACCGCAGGUUUUCGAAGCCGAACCCCCUCAGGUAGCAGCUCCCUGUGUGAUGGCUCUGAGGUGCGCCUCGGGGAGAGGGUGCUGGUAGUCGGUCAGAGAACUGGUGUGGUCCAGUUCUACGGAAAAACCAACUUUGCUCCAGGACUCUGGUUGGGCAUUGAACUGGACAAGCCGAGCGGUAAAAAUGACGGGUCAGUGGGAGGAGUGAGGUACUUCACCUGUCCACCAAAACAUGGAGUCUUUGCUCCUCCGUCUCGCGUUCAGAGAAUCCAUGGAUCUGUUGAUUGCCUUUCAGAGCUCACUUCCUCGCGCCUCAGUCAUCCUCUAAGUGGGACAAUUCGUCGCAGUUUCAGCACAUCAUCGGCCAUCGCCACUCCGAAGGAGACGAACAGAAGAAGCCCUGUUACCAGGAGUCGUUCCAAUCCUCACCGCCGGCGUUGGAGCACCCUCAGUGGGGGCAGUGGAAGUAUUCCUGGAAGCACCGCAGGCUCAAGUCCCUCUCCAAGCUCUGAUGGACAGGUCCGCCUCCACGUGGGCAUGCAGGUCCUGCUGAGCAGCGCCAAUGAGAUGGCAAUCAUCCGUUACCUGGGCACAGCAGACUUUGCCCCAGGCCUUUGGCUGGGUCUGGAGCUCCGAAGCCCCAAGGGCAAGAAUGACGGCUCAGUGGGCGGCCGUCGCUACUUCAGCUGUCGACCCGGCCACGGUGUGCUGGUCCGCCCCAGCCGUGUCACUUAUCGUGGCAUCAAUGGUUCACGCUUGGUGAAUGAAACCAGCUGAGGUCUGUAGGACGCUUUCUGUUUAUGAUCCGCUCAAAGCAAAAAAUCUUUGGUGUAAACUUCUCCAUCAUUGCAUUGUGCUCAAUAAUGUUUUCAGUCAUGUGCUGUUGUAACAGGAAUAAAACCAGUUAGUAAGUACUUAUUUUUUAGGAAUUAAAGAGGACUUGAAAGCACUUUAAAAAGUUAACUUUAAAUUCUAAAUAGAAUUUGUUUGGCAAAAUAGGUAGGUAGGUGAAGGGGUCUAAAUAAGACAUUAAACACUGCACUACUUUAAAUGUAAUUGCACUGACAAACAUUACUAUGAUAGAUUAGAAUAGGAUAAAGUGGAUGUUACGCAUGUCCACGAGUAAAAACGUUUUCUAUACCCAAAGCUAAUUUUGAUCACAUCAAAUGAGAUUUUUAUCAGAUAAUUUAAGUGGUAACAGAGUCCACUAUCUAACCAAAAGAGUGCAUGCGUUUGUGUGUGUAUGUGCGCAUGUUAAUUAAGAGCACUUUGAAACAAGAGAGAAUGAUUGAUUUUUGCCACGGUCGCUAUAUGGCUUACAGAUAAUUGGCGGAUACCGAAUCUAAACUGAAUAUUCACUUUAUGAAUCAAUGAGAAUUAAAAAAGAGAUUUAAUUAAGCUCAGACCUCCAUCAACCUCUGUUAAAAUACAGCUGCAUCAACAGGAACUGUUUCCUCCUGUGUGCAUCAGUGUCCCCCUCAGACUGUCUAUUAAUUUGACGCAGACAAAUGAUGGUUGUAUUGUGCUAUGGCACAGCAAAAAUCUAUACCCAUUUGACUGUGAUUUCAUUAUGGUUGGCAUCAUACUGAUAACACUUUUAAAGAAGUGAUGGUAUUUGGAUAGAAUAAAUCAUAAAUCAAGGAACACACGAGAUGAGUGAAAAGCAGAUUUUAAAGAGACCUUUCACAAUGAGGUUUUAUGUAUGAUUGCUCUGGACUGUAGUGCUAUUUAUUCAUCUUCGAAGCGUCUUUAAUGCUUGUUGGCCAGUUUCGCAGAUAAUGGCUGUAAAAGUGUCUCUUAAAUAGGAUGGAAGUAGAUGGCACUUGCCCUGUGAUGCUUAAAAUGCCAAAUAAUGUACAUCUGAAAAAUGCUCUUUCCAGAAAUCAUUCCAGAAACUGUAUAGUAAGAGUCAUUCAUUCACCUGUUACUAAAGGCUCCUAUCUGUGACAGGAUGUAAACAUUAAUAGUGCCCUCAUCAGUUAAGCCUGUAAUGUUGGCUAUCUGCAUGCUUUCAGUGACUGGCAAAUGUAGAGAAAACAUAAAGUACAGCCUGAGAUGACGGCGAGGGUAACAUGGAGGAUUGAUUGCAUAUGGCUGAAUCUGUAUAUCUAUUCCUCCACAUAGAUAUACUGUGAGUGUUUCAAAUUAUUCAUGAUGAUUUGUAAGAUGUAAGACCGUGCAGUGAUACAUGCAUAGUAAAUAUUAUCCCAACCUUUUCUUUGUUCGGGGAUGUAGAUCUGUACUGUAAAGACACUGAGGUUUGAAUUGGAAAUGCAUAAUUAAAAAUGGUCUCGGAUGCUGCCCAACUAAUGGAAGAGAAUAAGAGUUAAUAAUAUUCAUGAAACUGACCAGGUGUUUGCUCAUAAUUAUUACUGAGUGUCCGUAUUUUCUUCUUUAUUGAUGCAGAAAAAUACUGUCACGAACAGUGUGCCUCGAGUCCAUAAUUAUAGCAUAAUGUGGUAUGCUUCCUCAUUGACCUGUGCAGCGAAGCACAUCCGACGCUUGGUAAGAUUUAGGCUAAUUUAAAAGUUGGCUCAUUUUUUUUAAGUGGAUUGUUUAUUUAAAUACACUUAAUAAUAACCUCCAAAACAAAAUGACUUGUUUUCUAAAUCGGGUUGCUUUUGCUGCGAAAUAGCCUAAUAUUUAAAAAAAUCUGCCAUGCUAACAAAUUCAAGUAGCUUAAUAUGAUUCAGCACCGAUGUGCGGACAAGUACCUGCUUUUUGUUUUUGUUUGUCAGUGUGGGUCUUCAGGAGAAAAUGUUCAGUAGGAGAAAAACAAAAUCUUUCAUGAAACGACUCACAACAAGAUUUGUGAAUGUUUUUGACCAAAAAGGAUAUGCUUUCUGGAAAAUGAUGCUGCAGAUGCUUUUAGUAUUAAAUCUGUUGUGUUUAAGAGAACGUGGACAUUUCCAAAAGAGACACAUGCAAAAAUGGCAAAAAUAUCACUACAGGCCACAGGAAAAUGUACCUUUCUGUUCUCUCCUUCUCCUCAACAUUGUCUAGACUGGUUUUAGCUCCGCUGUGACAGAUUCACAUCUUUUAUCCGUUGGAGGGAGCAUUAAAUCUGUCAGAGCUGUCACACUUUCAAUUUGCAUUAUAACCCGAAUGUGAAAAAGCUCAUUGUGAUUCUAUACUUUGAGCUGACUCCUAUCAUUUUUGAACUGUGUAAUCUGCUAAUGCCAGGUGUUAAAUGUGUGAGAUUUAAAGAGUGUUAGCAAGUGAUCUAAAAGCCCUCUUGAAUGUUCCCAGCUUUGGUAUCUAACAGUAAAAUAUGAUAUCAUUGCAUUUGUAGAGUGAUGAAUGGAGCGUAAUUGUAUUUGAUGCUUAAUUAAAGCGGUGUGACACAGGAAAUAUGCAAUCAUCCAGAAGCUUCAAGCACAGAGUUUACUAUCUGAUUAGAGCCGUGUGAGCAGAGGAGUCAGCGGAGAACAAGCCAUUGAUUGUGCAUGUUGAAAAACAGGCCCAGUAUUCAGUAAAACGCUCAUGUACCAUCCAAUUAGGGCGUGUAUGCCACAGCAGCAGUUGUUGAAUCACCAGUGGCCUUCUCUCAUUGAUCUGUCUGGUCAGGCCCCGUCGUGAUUGAGGAGCAGUGGUGGGUAGACACAAGGUUGUCUGAAAUACCCACCACGGUGGAAAAUAUUCCCACUGAAACAUUUUCAGCGCUUACAAAAAGCUUCUCAUUUACAUUAAGACCACCGCUGUGGUGGUUCCUGCAACAUUUCAGAUCUGAUCUUCAGACUGUGGGUGUUUUCUUUAACUCAAUUCCCUCUACAAAUGUAUUUGAAGUGUGUGGCUGUGUGACACAGGGAUUUGUUCUGAUGCAUUUACAUGUUGUGGGUAAAACAAACAAACAAAACAAAAGUAUUUGUAAAAAUAAAUAAAAGUUUCCAAUUUGA
Molecule: messenger RNA, 5466 nt
Organism: Pelmatolapia mariae (spotted tilapia)
Lineage: Eukaryota; Metazoa; Chordata; Actinopteri; Cichliformes; Cichlidae
Product: CAP-Gly domain-containing linker protein 4-like
Exons: 17
Coding region: 74-2347 (757 amino acids)
Biological process (GO): cytoplasmic microtubule organization
Cellular component (GO): nucleus; cell cortex; microtubule plus-end
Molecular function (GO): microtubule plus-end binding
Source: RefSeq, a predicted model, not a curated record